Messenger RNA from Clupea harengus (Atlantic herring), 5074 nucleotides. It is a transcript of the gene numb, whose product is annotated as NUMB endocytic adaptor protein. Gene Ontology annotation, biological process: positive regulation of neurogenesis. NCBI's taxonomy places the organism in Eukaryota, Metazoa, Chordata, Actinopteri, Clupeiformes, Clupeidae. Gene Ontology annotation, cellular component: basolateral plasma membrane; cytoplasmic vesicle; cytoplasm. The record is from RefSeq and is a predicted model, not a curated record.
CUAACGUUAUAAUCAGGUUACCGUAGCUAACGUUCAUUUUAUCACUAACCUUAACCAGCAUGCGAGCUGGAUGUUCCAUGAGCUAGUUAGCGAACUUGGUAAUAUACUUUAGGUUAGACAGAUUGGAGGUGAGUGAGAAGUGGUGCACUCAUAUUUGGAGAGCCUACGUUAGCUACUUGAACGGGCAGUUAGCUGGGAGGGCUAGAAAUUAACAGUCAGCUAAGCUGUGGUAACAUUUCUUCUGGUGCAAGCUUGCCUGUCAUCAGACCAACGCUAGUUGAGUGGUGGGUUCCAUCAGUUGUAUAGUUAGCUGUGUUAGCUAGUGUUGCCAUCGCUGGCUAUCAUAAAUACGAUAUGAUAAGUAACAUCAGCAGACGAAAACCUAAGUUGGUAAAAAAAAGCUGAUAGCCAAGAAAGCCUGCCUAUUGUUGACUAACGAUGAACACUGUUGAAUAACCGCUAAGGUUGAACGCACCUCUUCGUUAAGGAUAAUUAACAUUACCAGACAUAAUUAAAACUUGGAUAACCUACUAGCGAUCGAUAACUUACCUAUACGUGCUUACCUUGCUGAGCUAAUAUUUGAGGGCUAGCUUGGAUAAUGUUAACGCUAUAAUAGUUCACUUAGAUAGUGUUUGACUGAGAAAAUUAACAUUAAUGUUAUGCUUUAGCAAUCUCGUUAUCUCAUGUGUUAGGAGAAAGCUGGUAGCUAGCAUUUUUAAAUUGACAGUAGACAGCUAUCGGCAGAUAGUUACCGUUAGCUAUUUUUAGGAGAGAACGUAUCUAACUUGGAUGGAUCAGCUAUCUUAAUAUCCUUGUUUGCAAACAAAUUCUGCCUUUGGUGGCUAACCUAACAGCUAGUAGUAGUUGGCUAACUACCGCCAGCUAAUUUCAACAUGACAGACCCUUCAUAACUAGCUAACUGACGUCAACAUUAAAUGGCUAAAUACCAUCAGCUAACUAGCUCCCAUCUUAAUGUUAGACAUUAAGCCAGCUAGAUCACCAUCAUAGUUAACCUGUUCUUUGUAUAUCGCUCUGGACUUUGAAUAUUCCCCUCGGCUACCUUGUUAGAAUAGCUCGCUAGCUCCAGCAAAAUGCGGCACAUCUGGACCAAUGCCAUUUCUCGCUGCGUAGCUUGGAGGCUAAGUCGAGAGGCUGAACAUCAGUAUUAAUUUCCAGCUGGAUAACGACAACCGGUAGCCUGGCCAUGAAUAAGCUGCGGCAGAGUUUUCGCCGGAAGAAAGACGUGUACGUGCCGGAGUCCAGCCGGCCCCAUCAGUGGCAGACCGAUGAGGAGACUGUGCGCAGCGGCAAGUGCAACUUUGCUGUCAAGUACCUGGGUCAUGUGGAGGUGGAGGAGUCCAGAGGAAUGCAUAUCUGUGAGGAUGCAGUGAAAAGGCUGAAGACGGACAGAAAGUUCUUCAAGGGCUUCUUUACAAAAGCCGGGAAGAAAGCAGUGCGAGCUGUGCUCUGGGUGUCAGCUGAUGGUUUACGGGUGGUAGAUGAUAAGACAAAGGAUCUGCUUCUGGACCAGACAAUAGAGAAAGUGUCGUUCUGUGCGCCAGACCGGAACUUCGAGCGGGCAUUCUCCUACAUCUGCCGAGAUGGCACCACGCGGCGCUGGAUCUGCCACUGCUUCAUGGCCAUCAAGGACUCUGGAGAGCGGCUGAGUCAUGCUGUGGGUUGUGCGUUCGCUGCAUGUCUGGAACGCAAACAGAAGCGAGAGAAAGAGUGUGGCGUCACGGCAACCUUCGACGCAAAUCGAACUACCUUCACCAGAGAAGGCUCUUUCCGUGUAACCACGGCAACUGAGGCAGCUGAGCGGGAGGAGGUCAUGAGGCAGCUACAGGAUGCGAAAAAAGCAGAGUCGGACAGCAAAGUUCCCACCACGAAGGCGCCCUCGUCCAAUCAAGUCGGCGGCCCCUCUUCACCCUCCUCCUGCUCUUCCUCCCCUCCGCUGCCAGGGGGCCCUCUGGCGUCCCAGGACAACGUGUCCUCCAUCCAUGUCAUCCCCCGCCGCCACGCCCCCGUAGAGGCUCUGGCUCGGCAGGGCUCCUUCCGUGGCUUCCCCGCUCUGGGCCAGAACACUUCGCCCUUCAAGAGGCAGCUCUCGCUGCGCAUGAACGAGCUCCCCUCAACCGUGCAGCGCAAGUCGGACUUCCCCAUGAAGAACACAGUUCCUGAGGUGGAGGGAGAGGGAGACAGCAUCAGCUCCCUGUGCACUCAGAUCACCUCAGCCUUCAGCGGGCCCGCUGAAGACCCUUUCAGCUCAGCCCCCAUGCCCAAACCAGUCUCGUCGCCCCAGUCUCCUGCGGCUCCAGUGAAUGGCUCAGCUCCUGCCUUCCCCCCUCCCCCUCCCCCUGCCCCUGCUCCUGCACCUGCUCCUGUUGUAACGGUUAAUCCCCCAGCUCUGCCUCCUCCUCCACUGCCUGCACGUGACACUAACCCCUGGGCCAAAGCUCCCGCUGCCCACACAGGCCCAGCUCAUGCAGGAGAAGAUUGGACUAAUCCUGCUGCUGCUGCGGGUUCCCUACCUACCAGCACUCUCACGCCCCCGCCAGGCCCCGCUGCCUCCCACAGACGCAAUCCCUCCGAUGCCGACCGCUGGCUGGAGGAAGUGUCCAGGUCUGUGCGUGCCCCACAGUCCUCCACACCCCCUGCCCAGCUAUUCCCAGGAGGGCCCGUGCCUGUCCCCAUGGCUCCUGCUGUCCCCAUGGUUCCUGCUGUCCCUAUGGUUCCUGCUGUCCCUAUGGUUCCUGCUGUCCCCAUGGCCUUCAUUCCCCCUAUGCCCACUCCAGCGGUGCCCAUCCUGCCACCGCGCCAGCCUGCCUUCCACCCCCACCCCCACCCCUCAGCACCUGCCUACCCGCUGGCCAACGGCCUUCCCUACGGCCAGCCCAGUGUGCCUGUCGUUGGCAUUACCCCCUCCCAGAUGGUGGCCAAUGUUUUCGGCUCUGCCACCCAGCCUCAGCAGCCUGCCCCAGCGCCUUUCCUGCCCCCGGGACCCCAGCAGUGCCCCCCUGUCCCACAGUUUGACCCCCAUGGCGCCUUUGGCAAGCCUCCGAUGCCCACUAUCGCCCAGGCUAACGUCAGCCUCCAGCCACCCAACGGCAACGUCGCCUUCAAUGGCACCGACAACUGGGCCGGCCCCGCCGCCUCUGCCGGCUCGGUGCCCCCCCCGCAGGCCGAUGCCUUCGAGGCCCAGUGGGCGGCACUGGAGAGCCGCUCGCACCAGCGCACCACGCCCUCCCCCACCAACCCCUUCUCCAGUGAGCUGCACAAGACCUUCGAGAUCCAGCUCUGAGAGGGGAUCAGAUGAGAAUGUGAUGCUGGGGUCAGGGGUCAAGGGGACAGGGGGCCAUCGGGAGAGGGGAAGUGGAGAUGACGAGGAUGUACAGACAGACGAUAAUGGUAGCAUGAGGGUGGGCAGUGUGAGGACUAGAGAGAGAGAGAGAGAGAGCUCCUUUCAAUCCUCCAUGGUCUUUGACCGCUCCCUCAUCAGCCACCCAGUCCCUCAUUGCCAUUCAUCUCCAUUAGCCCCUUCAGCUCUCUCUGUCCAUCUCUCUCUCUCACACUGUCUGUGGAAGACUUGAGCAGAAGCCGAAUGCAAGUGGAAGGCAGUCUGCACUGCAGCUGUAUAGGGCGAGUCUGGUCUGAGGACUCAGACAGUUGUUCUGUCUUUGAAAGACAAGGACACCAUUCAGACAAGUCCCCCUUUCAAACACACUACAAAGCGAGGGAUGGGGGAAAGCUAUGAGUGUGACUAUCUCAACUUCCCCUCUGCAUGCGUCGCCCCCCGAAAGCUAGGAGUUUCAACUACUCCAUCCCGUCUGAAGGACUGUAGCACUGAGGAACUGAGCUUCCAGAUUUUUGAGGAGUUUUCAUAAAACUCUAUGAUCAGAAGAAUACAUGAGAAGAAUGCCAAAACCUUUAUUUUUAUGCAUUUUAGUAUAUUUUAAAUAGCUUUGGAAUCUAACAGAAAGAGUUGUAAGUAAUCUUGCCAAAGGUGCAGGGCUAGCUACAAUGAAAAUGAUCUUGUGUGUGUAUACAGAUAAUGAACAUAUAUUAUAUAUAUAUAUAAAUAUAUAUAUAUACUUGGAUAGAACUAUAUUAACACACACUCUCUCAGCUCAUGUCAUUGUUGAUUUUGGUUGUGUAAGAGAGACUGAGUGAAGGGAUGGCUGUUUUUAGGUGAUGUUUUAUUAUUUUUGGUCUUACUGUUGUCGCUGAGGCUCUGUGAUUUUGGAUGCACCUCUUACUGUAAAUAGUGAAAUCAUUGCAACUACAAUCAAUGUGGACCCAGCAGGGGGAGGGGUGGGGAUGGGGGGGGCUCUGGGUCACCUCAGCACUGGAGUCCUGCAUUAGCAGGCCACCCAGGUCACCCCAUCUACUCUCAUCUCUCUCUCUCUUUCUUUCUCUCUCUCUCUCUCCUUGGUCUCUCUCUCUCUCUCUCUCUCUCUCUCUCCUUGGUCUCUGUCUCAGAAUCUCUCACUCACUCACACACUCUCCAUCUCUCUAUCUGUCUGUGUUCAAUCUCUCCAGUUUUCUCUGUUAUUUGUGAUUUUUAAGUAUAGUACUCGUCAGUUCUUAAGUUUUACCUCCUGUUUUUCUUCACGUGGUAACUUAAAGUUGUCGUUUCUUUUUAUAUUGAUUUUAACACUAUUGACAGUUUUCAUCUCUACUGCUUACUUUUUAAUGGUUUCGUUAAGAUUUUUUUAUUUGCACAAAAGCACUAUCAUGAUUAAUCAGUCGACCACACACUGGUGAAGCAGCAAUAGGUUUGGCAUCAACUGGUUUUAAUGCUGGCAGGGAGGAAUGGCAUUCAAGUUGGCAUGGUGGCAUGGCCAAAGGGCAGUAUAGGUUAAGCUGUUUGCAGUUGAGAUGAAGAGACUGUUGUCUGUCCAUUUGGGCUCAUGUUCCUAUCUCUGAUUUUGUUUUUAUCAAACCUGUGAGUAAGAUGUAUGUUUUGUUUUUUUUUUCCUCCCAUGAUUCUUUUUUUUUUUUUCAUUAUUUUAUUCCACUUCUCUACAGAACAGUUGAAUCUAAAAAGAUUGAAUAAAAUGAUGGUGGUAGAGGA